AUGGUUAAUUAUCUUUCAAAGUUUUUACCAAGGUUGUCAGAAGUAACUCAGCCAUUAAGAAAUCUGGAAAAGAAAAAUGUUGAAUGGCAGUGGAACUCUUCUCAUGAUGAAGCAUUCUCCAAGAUUAAGAAACUAAUUGUUGAAGCUCCUUGCUUGAAAUAUUUUCACAGUGCUGAUAAAUCUGAUGUAAUUGCAUUAUUUGAAGAGGUUAGUAAAGUAAAUAUGACAGAACAUGUUGCUGUGACACAUGAAAGACUUGAGGAUAUUAGACAAAAGACCAUAAGUGAUGUUGCAUUGCAAACAUUAAAAGAAACAAUUCUAAAAGAUUAUUAUUCAUCAUAUUUUGAGAUAAAUUCAUUGGAAAAUAUGUUAGCGUCAAAUGUUGUAAGCAAGGUAAGGAGUCAUUUUUCACGCUAUGGUAUACCAGACAUUGACUGUGGCUCACAAUUUACAUCAAGUAAAUUUCAAACUUUUGUAAAGAAAUGGUCAUUUAAACAUGUAAAAUCAUCCCCUUACCAGUUCACAAAAUCAAAGGAGGUUGGCCAUGAUCCUUUAUUAGCACUUCUUGAAUGGGGAAAUACUCCAACUGAGGGAUUUAACUCUUCACCUGCUCAAAGAUUUUUUGGUAGAGGAACUAAAAGUCAAUUGCCUACAACAGAAAAUUUACUUAAACCCAAGAUUGUUGAUGGGGUACCAGAAGUUCAAACUAAGAAAUUGAUUAGGCAAGCUAAAUAUUAUAACAGAUCAUGUAAGAAUUUAGUCUUAUUAAAACCAGGUGAUGUCAUCCGUGUACAACCAGUUCCAGGAAAAAGGGAAUGGAAGAAAGGUAAGGUAAUAAAAGAGGUUUCAAACAGGAUAUACAGAAUAGAAGUAGAAGGCAAAGUAUAUUUAGAAAUAGCAAAUUUCUUAGAAAGACAUCAGAGACAGUAA
Messenger RNA from Macrobrachium nipponense, 930 nucleotides. RefSeq lists its product as uncharacterized. The coding region runs from base 1 to 930 and encodes 309 amino acids. NCBI's taxonomy places the organism in Eukaryota, Metazoa, Arthropoda, Malacostraca, Decapoda, Palaemonidae. The record is from RefSeq and is a predicted model, not a curated record. The transcript has 3 exons. Gene Ontology annotation, molecular function: nucleic acid binding.